Stegostoma tigrinum is the source of this 5025-nucleotide messenger RNA. Its product is annotated as girdin-like. NCBI's taxonomy places the organism in Eukaryota, Metazoa, Chordata, Chondrichthyes, Orectolobiformes, Stegostomatidae. The transcript is spliced from 28 exons. The record is from RefSeq and is a predicted model, not a curated record. Gene Ontology annotation, biological process: cytoplasmic microtubule organization; cytoskeleton-dependent intracellular transport. Gene Ontology annotation, cellular component: cytoplasm; centrosome. Gene Ontology annotation, molecular function: dynein light intermediate chain binding; microtubule binding. Bases 144 to 4877 code for a protein of 1577 amino acids.
GUUUGGGAGUAUUUCUCUCGCCGACCGUGUGUUCCUGGCUUUUUGUGUUGUUCGUGUGCCUUCCUGGGAGCUGAUGGAGCCGUGGAAGGUGCUGGGGAUGUGUUCCUGACACCAUACUCUUGUUGUGGCCACGCUCUGGGUGAAUGAUGGAGCUCUCAGGCCGAGCGCUCAGCACUCGGAGACGUUCUGUCCUAAAGAGUGACUCUCAGCUCAGCCACAAACUGCAGCAGUUCAUGCAAAGCCCAUUAGUCAGCUGGGUGAGGACAUUUGAAGCCUCCCUCGAUGGUUCUGAUGGACAGUACAUGGAGGUGAAGGCCCCGGGCCGCACAGACUGUCAAGCUGACUACCUCAAGCUGCUCGAUGGCGUCUUCCUCAACCGAGUCAUGAGGCAGAUAGACCCAAACCCCCAGACCCAGCGAAUCUACCACAAUGCCAGCAACGAUGAUGUGGUCCGGGUGCAGAACCUCACCAUCCUGGUCCAACAAAUCAAAUCCUUCUACCAGGAGGACCUCCAGCAGCUCAUCCUCAUGGAUCUCCCCAAUGUGCAGCUCCUGGGCCGUGACCCCCUCAGUGACCAGGCGAUGCGAGAGUUAGAAAAACUGCUGAUGCUGCUCCUGGGCUGCGCAGUUCAGUGCGAGUUUAAGGAAGAAUUUAUCGGACGAAUCCAGACGCUUGACUUGGACACACAGGCGUCGGUGGCCAAUCACAUCCAGGAGAUAACCCAGAACCAGCAGAACAUGGUGGCAGUUCACUGCAUAGACCUAUCCUCCAGCUCACUGGAGGAACUGCACCUCCUGUUCGGAAACAUGGCCCAGCAUCUAAAGGACCUCGUCAAUCAGAGGGAUGAGAAUAUGGAGAAAAUCACGGAGCUGCUCCAGGAACGCGAGCUUUGCCAGUUACACCACGGAUCAGGAGCAGGGAAUUGUGAGGAAGGGAUGUAUCACCGAUCUGGGGAGACCCGGCAACACCUAACUGUCCAAUUGGCUGACUCAAAAUCCAAACUACGGCGAGUUCGGCAGGAGCUGCAGGAGAAGAGUGAAGAGCUGGAGGACUGCAAACAGGAGCUAGACGAGCUGCAGCAGGAUUGCAGACAGCUCCAGAAACAGAACCGGGAGCUAGUGUUGGAGGCCCGAGCAGCCAGGACUUAUCGGGAUGAGGUGGACAUCCUCCGGGAGAAGGCCACCCGUGUGGACAGGCUCCAGAGCGAGGUGAAGGCCUACAAGGAGCGUCUGAACAGCAUUGAGUUCUACCGGGGCAAGGUGGAGGAGGAGCGAGAGUACAGCCGGGCUCUGCUGGAGACGAAGACCAUCCUGGAAGAACAGCUGGAGGCUGCUCGCUCGCGCUGCGACCGGCUCCACGAGCUGGAGAAGGAGAGGCUACUCCUCCGAUCUGCCCUCAAUGACCUCGAGUCGGAACGGGAAGCAGAUCAGCAGCGGAUCGAGGAACUGAUGGCGGAAAACCUGAGCCUGGAGAUGGCGGUGAGCAACAGAUUGGAGGAUUCAGUUCGGCAGCGAUGGAGAGCAGACUCAGUAUCGGAGGAGUUUCCUCACUCUGAAUUUGCACAGAGACCCCUCAGCGACGAGGUGAACGAAGUGACGUUGUGCCAGCUGGUGCAGUUGGAACGGGAGAAUCAGGAGUUGCGGAGAAAGGCGGACGAACUGCACAAAACCAGCGCUGACGCAGGCACCAGUCAGAGCACGCGGCUGCUCAGCCUCGAGAGAGAAAACCAGCAGCUACAGGAAACGAUUGAAACACUGCGAGCUCAAGUUGACGAGGAGAAAGAGAACAGUCGGAAUAUUGAGGGAGUGAGCAAUGACCUCAUGAUGGAGAAGAACAGGAUGGAGAAAACGAUGCAGAUUCUGAAGGAGAACUGUCAACGAGAGGUGGAGGAGUUGCGGCUGGAGGUGGAUCACCUGAGGCAGACCACAGACGCCCUGAGGCAGAGGUCGCAGGUCAGCUCCGAGGCCAGGGUCAAGGACAUUGAGAAGGAGAAUGAGAUCCUGCACCAGGCCAUGGCAGAGGCCAGUCUGAGGCAGAGUGCCCUGGCCUCCGAGAAGAACCAGGCCCUUCGCGAGCUGGAGCAGAGCCGGUCCGAGGCCGAGAAGGCUGAGGAGCUAGGCCGGGAGCUAGAGUGCGUCCGUCGACUCAACGAGGAGCUCCGAAAGCGGGGCCUGGAGUUGGAAACGAGUCUGGGGAGACUCCCCGUGCUGGAGGAGAGGUCGUCGGGCUUGCAGGCCGAGAACGGGAGGCUGCGUCAGAGCCUGGAGAGCCUGACCAUGAGGCUGGAGGCUUCGGAGCUGGAGAGGGCCCGUUCUGAGGAGGAGAGCCUCCAGCUGAGGGAGGCCGAGAGAGCAGCCCUCGAUCAGGCUGAGGCUGAGAACCGGGAGCUGGAGAAGGAGAGAGACCGCCUGCGGAGGGAGGCCGCCCAGCUGAAGGCCGCGCUCUCGAGGGCCGAGGAACAAGCUUCAGCCUACCAGGCCUCACAGGCAGAGCGCCAGCAGCUGUCCCGGAGCCUGGAGACCGCCAAGAGGCGUCUCUCAGAGAUGGAGAAAGAGGCCGAGGAGAUGGAAGUGGAGGCUCAGAGCCGGCAGCGGGAGCUGGAGGAGCAGCGAGCGGCGAGGGGCCUGUGUGAGCAGGCCCACCAGGCCCUGGCGCAGGAGCUGGAGCAGGCCGAUAGGGAGAAGAGGCAACUGGCGAAGGAGAACCGGCGCCUCAGGCAGCAGGCUGAGACACGCGACGCCUCCCUGGACGAGCACAGCCUGAAGUCGGCCGGGCUGGAGCUGGAGAACCGACGCCUCCAGCAGGAGAUCAGCUGGGCCCAGGAGGCCCGGGACAGCCUGAGGGAUAUGGAAGCCGAGAACACCGAGCUCCGACAGCAGCUGACUGUCAACAAGAGGGAAGCCUCCAGUCUUCGCGAGGAGCUAAUGAGUGAGAAACUGAGGGCACAGGAGCUCAGCAACCAACUGGAUAGUCUGAGUCACAAGCUGGAACGGAUGGGCAUUGAACAGGGCCAAGUGUUGCCUGCAGGCCAGGACAGUAGUUACCGGUUGUUGGAGGAGAAGUUGGACUCGGUUUUUAAGGAGACUCUGAUGAUCCGGGAGACUCACAUCGCCAGCCUGAGGAGCCAGCUAGAGGAUGCUGGGAGACAAAACCAGGAGCUCAAUGACCAGCUCAGGGAAUUAAAGCGGGAGCUGGAUCAGCCAGAGCAGAGGGACGAGUUGGUGGGCAGGAUGACUGCUACGGUGAUGGAGGGCCAGGCGCCGUCGGAGGCUAAGCUCGAACGCCGGGAGUCGCUGAAGGAAGUGACCAGCGACCGUUUGAUAGAGGUCGAGCGGAAGAAUGCCACGCUCCUGGCAGAGAAGGAGGCCCUGACGGUGGCCCUGGGCCAGCAGGAAUCGGUGAAUGGCAGCCUGCAGGCACAGAUCCUGAUACUCCAGAAACACACGGUGUCGAUGCAGGAGCAGAAUUCCAGCCUGCAGGCUCAGAACGGCCGGCUGCAGGCUGAGAACAGCAGUCUGAUGUCUCAGAAUACAUCUGCAAUUGGCCACAACAGCCAGCUGCAGGCUGAGCUCUCAGCCCUGCAGAGUGAGCACAGGAGCCUGGCGAAGGAUAGUGAGGAGGUGCAGAACCGCCUCACCUCAGCGCUCAGGGACCACGAGAAGCUGGUCCUCCUGCACGAGGCUCAGGAGGCUGAGUUUGAGGGACUGAUGGAGAAGCAUAAAGCUCUGAAAGGCAGCUACAAGAGCCUGGAGGCGGAACACAAGGAGCUGGAUGGCAGGUACGGGCAGCUUCUGGCGCAGAAAGCUCGGCUUGAUGAGGUGGAAGCAGCGGUAGAGCUUCAGCGCCAGGCUCUGGACCAGGAGGAACGCAGUCGGCGGCAGGAGACAGAGGCCUACCACAGGCUGAAGGAGGAGCACGACAGGCUGCUUCAGAGGCACAGUGAGUGUGAGAAGCAGCAGGAUGAAGACAGAGCUGAGCAGAGGGCCCUGAGGAGCCAACUCAGUACCUUGCAGCUGGAGAGGACCCGCACCGAGACGGAGUGCAACAGCCUGAAAGAGCAGAGCCAGCAGCUUGACCUGCGCCUGGCAAAGCUGGGCAGCCAGUGUGAGUUACUGAACCAGCUGAAAGGGAACGUCGAGGAGGAGAAUCGCCAUCUGCUGCACCAGAUCAAGGCACUGACCGAGGAUAACCGCACCCUGCUCGAGAAAACCGUUGAGAGUAAAGACCAGUUCCACGAGGAGCAACGCCAAUACCUGGACAAACUGAAUGAGCUGAGGCGAGAGAAGCAGAAGCUGUUCGAGAAGAUCAUGGAGCAGUAUCGAGUGAUCGACCCGGCUCUGCCCAGGAGGAAGGGGAACUGGAUCGCAGACAAGAUGAAGAAGCUGAUCAAGCCUCGCAAAGACCAGCUCAGGCCCAUCCUGAUCAACGCGGGCGGGAGCCUCGACGCUGCGGACCGUGCCCCUCAGGCCGAGAACCCGGAGCAACUCCAGGGGCCGUCCAGACCCAUGGGUCCCUCGGACACUCUGAGCCGGGAGCCCCGGUCCACGCAGGCCGAUGCCUCCUACGUGGACGGGAAAGUCCAGCUGAGACACCGCCGGAAGCUGAGCUCCAGGAUCUACAGCUCGGAGAACCCUCGGCAGAGAUUCCGCCAGCGUCGGGUGGGCUGGUUCCCUACGGAAAGCGAGGAAGAGGAGGACGAGGAGGCAGACUCAACUCCGAGCUGCAGUAGCACUGUCAGCCAAGACAGUGAUCCCGCACUGGAUUCCAAAGAAGCUUCCAAGAAUUCCGAGGCGAGCCAAGAUUCCCAGAGCAAACAUCGAGAGGCUGGGAACGCGGCCGAUGACAGAAACGAAGGUCCUGCAAGCUCCGUGCACUGAGCUGGGUCUCACUUCUCCAUCCUGCUCUCGGCCUUGCUCCUUUAACCCUUUCAGAGUUGGCUUCAGCUGACAGCAACUUCCCCACUCAUCCACUGCCACCUCCCAGGAUUAUAGCCGCCCUGCUCCCCACUCUCCAAGCUGUCGGCGU